Messenger RNA from Daucus carota subsp. sativus, 1769 nucleotides. Its product is annotated as calcium uptake protein, mitochondrial. Bases 126 to 1574 code for a protein of 482 amino acids. Gene Ontology annotation, cellular component: uniplex complex. NCBI's taxonomy places the organism in Eukaryota, Viridiplantae, Streptophyta, Magnoliopsida, Apiales, Apiaceae. Gene Ontology annotation, biological process: mitochondrial calcium ion homeostasis; calcium import into the mitochondrion. Gene Ontology annotation, molecular function: calcium ion binding. The record is from RefSeq and is a predicted model, not a curated record. The transcript has 7 exons.
CUGCACAGCCUCUUAUUAUUAUCAAUGUUCUUGACACAUGCUCCACACAAUGUGAAGUACUUAAAAGGGGUGUGAAAUAAAGAAACAGAAAGAAUUUUCACAAAUAAAAACUAUAGAUUGUGAGUAUGCAUAGUUCUUGGGCAGUGCUGAGAAAACCCAGAUCAUCAAUCAUAUUUACCUUUUCCAGAAAAACUUACCGUCCCUUCUUUAACCAGGCCAAUAAAAAUAGUAGUGCACCAUUAGUUUCAUUGUCUAAUCUUUGUGGUGGUGGUGGCUGGAAUAACAGGUACAAAUACAGUGGCAAUGACAAGAGUAAUGAUGUGAAAUGUAGUUAUUUUUCAUGGUUUCUUAGAUCAGUGUGUUUGGGAGUUGUCGUCGGGUCUAGCUCUAAUUCUUGUAUAGCCUAUGCUGAUGAUUCUCAACAGCAGUAUGCUGAUGCAGCUGUCAAGAAACCAAUGUUCUUGUUUGGAGAUUCAUACAGAAAAAAGGUUUUCUUCAAGUAUGAAAAGCGCAUUAGAAUGCAGAGUCCUCCUGAAAAGGUGUUCGAGUACUUUGCAUCAUACCGAGCCCCUGACGGAGAAGUGUUUAUGACACCAGCUGACCUGAUGCGGGCAGUUGUUCCAGUAUUUCCUCCUACUGGAGACACUCGUGUAAGAGUGGGAAGUUUGAAAGGGGAGUGGUCUCCUGGAGACUUACAGUGUGCUCCGUCCGAGUUCUUCAUGCUUUUUGAUACUAAUAAUGAUGGACUAAUAUCUUUUGCAGAGUACAUCUUCUUCGUGACACUCCUAAGCAUACCCGAAUCAAGCUUUUCUGUGGCAUUUAAAAUGUUUGAUCUCGACAAUAACGGAGAGAUCGAUAAGGAUGAAUUCAGGAAAGUGAUGAACAUAAUGAGGUCCCAAAAUAGACAGGCCUCUAGGCACAGGGAUGGAAAGCGUCAAGGACUAAAAGUUUCGGGUUCUGUAGAGGAAGGAGGCCUUCUUGAGUACUUUUUCGGCAAAGAUGGUAAGGCCUGCCUUGAACAUGGAAGAUUCGUGAAAUUCCUGGAAGACUUGCACGAAGAAAUACUGCAAUUAGAGUUCAAACAUUAUGAUCACAAGUCAAGGAAAGCCAUAUCAGCCAAAGAUUUUGCACUGUCAAUGGUUGCUUCUGCUGACAUGAAACACAUCGAUAAAUUCCUCAAAAUUGUGGAUCAACUAGAGGACGAACCACGUAUGAGGGAUAUCCACAUCACAUUCGAAGAAUUCAAGAACUAUGCAGAGCUACGUAAAAGACUCCGCCCCUUGUCUAUGGCAAUUUCCAGCUUUGGGAAGGCGAAUGAACUGCUCACCAAGGCAGAUUUUCAAAGAGCUGCUGAUCAGGUCUGCGGCAUUCAGCUGAGCAACAAUGUAGUCGACGUGAUAUUUCAUGUGUUCGAUGUAAACCAUGAUGGAAGUUUAAGUGCAGAAGAGUUUCUCAGAGUCAUGCAAAGAAGAGAAGGGGAUGGUACUCUGCCUAGGGAAGCAGGUGUUAUGGGAUUGAUUUCAUGCUGGUUGUCUUGUACAAAAAGCUGUAAAUCUGCCCAGAUUUUUCGCUAGACUUGCUGGAGUAUGCUUUAUAAGAUUCAAAAGUUAGAUGAAGAAUAUUAUUACAUGUAAUCUACUAGUAUAUAAGUUUCAUGAGCAAUUGUAUAUAAGUUGGAGCUAAACUUAUAAUACUCCUUGGUGGAAAAUCCAAACUUGUUACUACUAUUUUCAUGACAAUUUUCCUCUAUCCAAUAUUAUUAUUACUGC